AUGCGCCGCAUCGCCCAGAUCGUCCACCUCAAGCCCUCCGCCCUCGCAGCGUACAAGGAAUGCCACGCAAGCGUCUGGCCCGAGGUCCUGCAGCAGAUUAAAGAGUGCAAUAUUCGAGACUACUCCAUAUUCUACGAUAAUGACCGCACGCUGUUUGCGACGUUCAAGUAUAUCGGGGACGACUAUGAGGGUGAUAUGGAGAAGAUGCGGGCAAAUCCGAAGGUGCGGGAGUGGUGGGCUAUGACAGAUGGGAUGCAGGAGAGCCCUGUCCCUGGGGCAGUGGGUAGCGCAGAGGGACCGGGGUGGUGGAAGGUGCUCGAGGAAGUGUUCUAUACGGAUUGA
This is a messenger RNA of Aspergillus calidoustus, 342 nucleotides long. The record is from the annotation of a GenBank genome assembly. Lineage: Eukaryota; Fungi; Ascomycota; Eurotiomycetes; Eurotiales; Aspergillaceae.